Messenger RNA from Phodopus roborovskii (desert hamster), 2223 nucleotides. RefSeq names its product solute carrier family 44 member 5 (gene Slc44a5). Gene Ontology annotation, cellular component: membrane. The record is from RefSeq and is a predicted model, not a curated record. Gene Ontology annotation, biological process: transmembrane transport. The transcript is spliced from 22 exons. Gene Ontology annotation, molecular function: transmembrane transporter activity. Lineage: Eukaryota; Metazoa; Chordata; Mammalia; Rodentia; Cricetidae. The coding region runs from base 1 to 2223 and encodes 740 amino acids.
AUGUGGCCCGAAGCUUGUGUGUUGGUGUUGAUCCUGCUGGGUGUUUGUGUCCAGGAUGCUUUGGUGGAGCUGGACUGCUGUGUGGUAGGACUCUUCUUGAGCGUGUCCCUGGUAGCUUCCGCCUCGCUGAGCUUGGCGAGCCACGCCUUCUGUCACACCGUCUUGGGCAGCAGCAGGAGUUGUACGGACGUUCUAUGCUGUAUGAUCUUCAUACUGUUUGUUAUGGGCUACGUUCUGUUAGGACUCGUGGCUUGGACGUAUGGAGACCCCAGGAGAGUGGCCUAUCCUACAGACAGCCAGGGACAAUUUUGUGGCCAGAAGGGAACCCCCAAUGAGAACAAGACCAUUUUGUUUUACUUUAACCUGUUCAGAUGUACCAGUUCUUCGAUGAUGCUUAGGCUGCAAUGCCCCACUACACAGAUCUGCGUCUCCAGGUGCCCAGAGAGAUUUCUAACCUACUUGGAAAUGAUAUUUUUGAAUGAAAAAGACAAAAACUACUGGGAAUACUACCGCCAGUUCUGCAAGGCCACGGCCAGUCCUGCAAAGUCUCUCUCAGAUCUGUCCCGCGGUGACUGUCCCCCAGCAGUCUAUCCAAGCAGACCUUUCCUGCAGAGAUGUCUGCCUGACUUCUCAACCAUCAACGGAACCUUAACGUUAGGAAGCAGGACGGAACUUGAAGAUGGGAGUGGGAACACCAGAAAUGUCAUAGAACUCAGGGAGGCCACAAACGGCAUCAGUAAAAUUCUUGAUGCCAGGACAAUUGGACUGAAGGUGUUUGAGGACUACGCAACCACGUGGAAAUGGAUUCUCAUUGGCCUGACGGUUGCCAUGGCACUGAGUUGGACGUUUUUGAUCCUCCUGAGGUUCACAGCUGGAUUCCUCUUCUGGGUCUUCAUGCUUGGUGUGCUUGGGAUUGUAGGAUAUGGAAUAUGGUACUGUUACCUGGCAUACAGUGGCCUUGAGCAGAGACCGCAGUCAGCCAUCAUGAUAGACGACAUUGGGGUUCAGUCCAGCAUCAGAAUGCUCUUUCGCUUGAAAGAGACGUGGUUCUCAAUGUUGAUCAUCUUGUGCGUCAUUGAAGCCAUCAUCAUCAUCGUGCUGAUCUUCCUCAGGAGUCGGAUUCGAAUUGCCAUCACCCUGCUGAAGGAAGGGAGCAAAGCCAUCGGCUACAUCCCCAGCACGUUAAUCUACCCGAUUUUAACUUUCAUCUUGCUGUCAAUCUGCAUUUCCUACUGGGCUGUGACAGCUGUUUUCUUGGCUACAUCAGGGGUACCAAUAUUCAAAGUCAUGGUCCCAGAGGGGGAAUGUAUACAUGAAGACGAAAUUUGUGACCCAGAGAUUUUUCCUAGAACUAACAUUCCCAAUGUCUGCCCCGGCGCGUCAUGUAACUUCGUUUCCUAUGGUGGAAGGAGUGAGUAUCACAAUUACAUGGUGACCUUCCAGAUCUACAACCUCUUUGCCUUCCUCUGGCUUAUAAACUUUGUCAUUGCAUUGGGUCAGUGCGCCCUGGCUGGUGCCUUCGCGUCUUACUACUGGGCCUUGAGAAAACCCGAGGACAUCCCCAGGUACCCCCUUUUCACCGCAUUUGGACGAGCAGUGCGAUACCACACGGGGUCUCUGGCCUUUGGAUCUUUGAUCCUUGCUUCAGUUCAGGUGUUUAAAGUGAUCGCAGAGUACCUGGACAGGCGACUGAAAAAGGCACAGAACAGAGUUUCCAAGUUCCUGCAGCGCUGCCUACGGUGCUGUUUCUGGUGUUUGGAGAAGAUGGUGAAGUUCUUAAACAGAAAUGCCUAUAUCAUGAUCGCAUUAUAUGGUAAAAACUUCUGUGCAUCGACAAAGGAAGCCUUCAAUCUGCUCAUGAGGAACAUUCUGAAAGUUGCGGUGACCGAUGAAGUCACGCACUUUGUGUUACUCCUGGGGAAAAUCCUAGUCUCUGGGAUUGUAGGUCUCCUGGCCUUCCUACUCUUCACAGAGAGACUGCAAAGGAUUGUAGAAGGACCAACAACUUUAAAUUACUACUGGGUACCUUUCCUGACUCUUGUGCUUGGAUCCUACCUGAUUGCUCAUGGGUUCUUCAGUGUCUAUUCGAUGUGUAUUGAAACCAUUUUCAUCUGCUUCUUGGAAGACUUAGAAAGAAACGAAGGCUCUCCUUCCAGACCCUAUUUCGUGACUACGACCCUAAAGAAACUUUUGAUGGAGCCAAGCAAGCAUAAGAAGCAGUAG